AUGUUCUGUAAGAGUUGGCUACUGGUUUGUCUCCUCAUCCUACUUAAUGUUGUAUUGCUGUAUUUCACGGCUUCUACCCUCGAAAGAAGAAAGGGGCAGAAGGUGGCGAAACAAAUAGGGAACUACCAUGUUGCUCAAAAUUACAGAUUUAUCCUCGACCAGCCAGAGAAGUGUGAACAACAGAAGCCCUUUGUGGUGGUUAUCGUUCCCGUGGCUCCGGAGAACUUCGAGGCCCGUAAAGCCAUCAGGAUAACGUGGGGAAGCGAGAAGCUCGUCCAGGACAGAGUGGUGCUGGUUCUGUUUCUUCUGGGCUCGCGAAGUGGUAACGAAACACUGCAGGAGCAACUCCAGAAUGAGAGCCAGCAGUACCAAGACCUUCUGCAGAGCAACUUUCAGGAUUCCUACAGGAAUCUGACCAUUAAAACCAUGGUGAUGAUGGAAUGGCUCAGCAAAAAGUGUCAACAGGCGUUCUAUGCGGCGAAAGUGGACGCCGACGUGCUCCUCAACAUGAACAACCUGAUACAAAUGCUUGUGAGUCUGAAAAAACUACAACAUAACUACAUUACCGGCCUAGUAUUGUCUGGCAACAGUGUCUUGAGAGAUCCAUCCAACAAGUUUUAUGUUCCUCACGAUGUAUAUCCUAAAUCCAGAUAUCCUCCAUAUCCUCUGGGAAUGUGUUAUAUCUUUUCUAUGGACUUGCCGGAGAAGAUCCUACAAGUCUCGAGGCAUAUUAGACCUAUUUUUAUUGAGGACGCAUAUCUGGGCAUGUGCUUGAAGCAUUUGGGAAUUACUCCUAAGAAACCACCAAAUAUCAGGAAGUUUGUGGUCAAACCACCGCCUCAAUUCAAUCGCUGUUACUAUUCUGGACUGAUAGCAAUACUUACAGACAGCCCGACACAGCUGAUUUCCUAUUGGAUGGAUAUCCACUCAUCCAGCAAACCUUGCUGAGAUGCA
Molecule: messenger RNA, 954 nt
Organism: Pimephales promelas (fathead minnow)
Lineage: Eukaryota; Metazoa; Chordata; Actinopteri; Cypriniformes; Leuciscidae
Product: beta-1,3-galactosyltransferase 2
Biological process (GO): protein O-linked glycosylation
Cellular component (GO): Golgi membrane
Molecular function (GO): N-acetyl-beta-D-glucosaminide beta-(1,3)-galactosyltransferase activity
Source: RefSeq, a predicted model, not a curated record